UUGAAAGAUGCCCGUGGAGGAAUCACAGGUGCCACACAAGGCAAUCUUCUCUCUGUUUUCUGCACAGCGGCGCCGCCCAAGCCCUUCAUCACCAGCAACAACUCCAACCCUGUGGAGAACAAGGAUGUUGUGGCCUUAACCUGUGAACCUGAGACUCAGAACACAACCUACCUGUGGUGGGUGAACAAUCAGAGCCUCCCAGUCAGUCCCAGGCUGGUGCUCUCCAGUGACAACAGAACCCUCAUUCUACUCAGUGUCACAAGGAAUGACAGAGGACCCUAUGAGUGUGAAAUACAGAACACACUGAGUGCCAGCCGCAGUGACCCAGUCACCCUGAAUGUCCGCUGUGAGUAUCUUCUCUUCCUCUGUGGCCCCGGCUGCCAGCCCAAAUCCACACAGCCUGAGGUCAGGCCUCUCAGUCCCUCUCAGGUCCGAGUACACAGACUCUUAACCCCAGACACCCAGGCUGGCCAUGACUUCCUGCCCCAGGUAAACCUGGGCAGACCCAGCCUGGACCAGGAAUACAAGAAGAGGAGCUGCUCCCGUCCUGGGAGGCUCAGGGUCCAUAGUUUGUUAUUGGAGAAGCAGGUGAAUGUCUCAGGCUCCAGCUCCGUGAACACAGCUGGGGUUUGGUUGGGACUUCAGGGUGGUGACUUGGGUAAGAGGGACACUGCGGCCCUUCCACAGACCAGGAGCUUCCGCUUCCCUCACCUAUGGCUUUAUUCUCUUUUGCUCCAGGUGGCUUGGACACCCCCAGGCACAUAUUACAAGUUAGGAGCAAACACCAGGCUCUUUAGCCAUGUAGCUUCUAAGCCACCGCACAGUAUUUUUGGCUGAGUGAUGAAAAGCUUCUGCAACACAUGCAGGAACUCUUCUUCCCCAAAGCACUGCAAAGAAUAGCAUGUCCUGUACCUGCCGAGCCUAUCAACUGGCCACUGGCCGCAAGAGGACCGCAGUCAAAAUGAUCA
Messenger RNA from Sapajus apella (tufted capuchin), 968 nucleotides. RefSeq names its product carcinoembryonic antigen-related cell adhesion molecule 6-like. Gene Ontology annotation, biological process: signal transduction; regulation of immune system process. Gene Ontology annotation, molecular function: protein tyrosine kinase binding. The annotation marks the transcript as partial. Lineage: Eukaryota; Metazoa; Chordata; Mammalia; Primates; Cebidae. Gene Ontology annotation, cellular component: cell surface; plasma membrane. The transcript has a single exon. The record is from RefSeq and is a predicted model, not a curated record.